Messenger RNA from Leishmania braziliensis MHOM/BR/75/M2904, 2880 nucleotides. Its product is annotated as protein kinase-like protein. The transcript has a single exon. Gene Ontology annotation, cellular component: nucleus. Gene Ontology annotation, biological process: regulation of mitotic cell cycle; protein phosphorylation. Lineage: Eukaryota; Euglenozoa; Kinetoplastea; Trypanosomatida; Trypanosomatidae. Bases 1 to 2880 code for a protein of 959 amino acids. The record is from RefSeq and is a predicted model, not a curated record. Gene Ontology annotation, molecular function: ATP binding; cyclin-dependent protein serine/threonine kinase activity.
AUGCAGGUCAACUCGCUCUUGGAGCGUAUGCGGAAGGUGCGGCAGGAGAAGGCUGCUGCCGCCGCCGCCGCCACUGCCACGGCUCCGCCAGUAGUGACGAACACUACUACCACUGUCCCCACUGCCAACACGACGAGCAGAGACGCACCCACAUUGAACGCCGCUGACGCGGAUGCCACGGGUGGCGGUGGAGUCGCCGUUUCGUCGUCUUUGUCUACCGGUGUGGCGGUGCCGGCACCUCCGCCUGUGUUUGCCUCUCCGUCCUCAGCGCGGCUCGAAUACCGCGACAACGCGACGGAUCCGCUGUGUGUGCCAUUCACGUGCGACAUGGUCGUGUCGGUCCUCAACACGCUCCUCAACGACUACCAGCGCCACUCAACGCCAGGUGUUACCGCUGUUGCUCCAGGCGGCGUUAAUGGUAGUGUGGCACCCACGGCGAAGGGGGUGGUAGCCAGCACUGAAGCGACUGGAGGCGCCGCCCAUGACGUGCAUGCAUCCAGCAAGAUGUCUGGGGAGAGCUCCGGCGCCGGACGUCGAAACAGCGGCACGGAGAGCCAGCUUGUCGUGGAGAAGGCUGUCGCGCGUAUGCGAGAGGUCCUGGCGGCGCAAGGAUCCCCACAGAUGGCCCCCAAAGCGACAGGGGACAGUAAGUCAUCUGCCACCGCCAUUGGGACUGUCACUGCUGCGGGGCCGUCGAUUUCGUCUCUUUACUCAUCUAGCGCUUCCUUGCUUGCCGAUGCAGCGUACAAUGCUGCCUGCGCUGUGGCCCGCGUCGAUGUUUCCGGGGCAGUUCGGCCCAUUUGCCGGGAUGUGAACUACUACACUCGAGUCGGCCGAAUCUCGCAGGGCGUGUAUGGCGUCGUCUUCCGCGCUGUCACCACGGCAGACUACGAGCGGCAGCACCGACAGCAAUCGCGCCACCGCGUGACUCAACAGAGCUCAGCUUCCUCGUCAGCCGCUCCACCGCCAACGCAUGUGCAGGCAUAUGCUCUGAAGCACAUAAAGAAGAUGUGGCUAGAAGACUCGCAGGUGGGGCUUCCGCCCUACCUCAUGCGCGAAAUUGAUUUGCUACUCCGGUUGCAGCAUCCAAACAUAAUGGGCGCGCUAGAGCUCGUCUUGCUAGACCCGACGCCGGUCCCGCGUCGCCUGACAUCACCACCAAAAUCGCGCUCGACCUCCUUGUCAUCCUCGUUGUCACCGUCAUCAUCAUCGGAGUCGGAGUCGCCAUCAACCGAGCAGCCCGCAGAUGAGGCCACGGAGAGCGAUCGACCCCUUCGCCGUCCCCGCUCCACCGCGGAGGACACAACAGCGCCAAACCCAACGAAAAAGGCGAAGAGCGACAGCGCCGGCGAGCCACCAUUGCAGCGGGACGAGGGCCGCUCCGCUCCCCAAACUCAAACCACGGGUGCGAAAGGCACUGCUCAGGAUGCUGCCACCACACGCCCACUGGCUGCUGUCGGCGCUGCAAGCAAGGCGAAGGACGUCUUCCUUGUGAUGAACUACUGCCCUUACGACCUGGGGAGCUACAUGCGGCGGUACACCACCAUGGCGGAGCUUCGGGGCAGCGGCGACUGUAAGCUCCCUCACACGAGUACUCAGGUGCCGUUCUUUCACAUCACGCCACGCAACGCGCAUCCACAGGCGGCGGCGAGCUACGUGGCACGUGCCAAGUCCAUCGUAUACCAACUCUUGCGCGCCGUGGCGUUUCUGCACGACAGUCGUAUUCUCCACCGCGACCUGAAAAUGUCAAACGUGCUGCUCGCCGAGAACGGCUACGUGAAAGUGUGCGACUUCGGCCUUGGCCGCCUCUACCGCGAAGGCCAGGCGCUCACCCCCACCGUUGUGACGCUCAUGUAUCGCGCGCCGGAGCUGCACUUUGGUGUCGUGGACUACUCUCACAAGAUGGAUGUCUGGUCGGUCGGGUGCAUAUUUGCCGAGCUUUUCCUGCGCCGUCCUCUUUUCCACGCCUCGACCGACAGUCAACACCUGCUGGCCGUGUGCGAGGUGCUGGGCAUUCCGACGGAGGAGUCGUUCCCUGGGUUGUACCACCUUCCGCAGACGAAGGCAAUGAUGCAGUCGCUACCGCGUUGGAACCGCACCUCACGUCUGGCGAGCCUCUUCCAACGUGGCGCUAUCCUCCCCACUGUAGCGCACGGCAGUAUCCCUGUGGCAGCGGAGGGUGCGCUGCUGCCUGCAAGCGGGGUGGAUCUGCUCGCAUCGGUGUUGCAGUGGAACCCGCGCCGCCGCCCAUCUGCCGCCGAGGCUCUGCAGCACCGAUUUUUCACGGAGGAACCGCUGCCGUGUGCACCGGCAGAGCUAAUGCGACCGAUGCCGUGGCUGGAUGCUGCCGCUGCUGCGGUUCAUGUUAUGCCUUCCUCAGCACUUGUUUGCGAGGAUCGGGGUAAUCAGCCUGGCAUCCUGGUGUCGCAGGAUGCCCUUCCCCCGGCAACUCGGAUGGCGUCGAACUCAGCUGAGGGGCCGUCUUCUGCGAGUGUGCCCCCUGCUGUGCAGCACGUGAUGGACGUUCCUAGCGGAGCGGCGGUGGCCGUCGCAGCCAUUCAACUAGCGUCUGACACCACAGGUGGCGCAUCGUCUUUGGCGAGUGCCUCACCGGAUAUGUUCCCUGGAAGCAACGGUAACACCGUGCUGAGCAACACUGUUGGCGGCGGAUACCAGGAAGCCAUCGGUGUCCGUGACUACAGCGGCAGCGACGGGGACCUAGCACCAGAGGAAGAAGAGGAGCAGCGACUGAAGCUGCACACGCGCCGCAGCACGCGCGACCAGAUCGAGGACGAGGUCGACAACAGCGACAGUGAUGCGGGCACAGAGAGAUUGGAGCAACAGGUGCGGUUCCUCGCGAACCAAGACCGAGAUGAGUGA